UCUGUACGAAAAUUCGGCUUGUUAAGGAGGGUAGAUAGAAACUAAAAAAAGAGAAAAAAGAAAGGGAGGGAGGAAACGAACGCUCCAGUUUAACCAUAGCUUGUAGCGAGGUUGGAGCCGUCGGAAAGGGAGUUUGAUUCGCUGCGUAACGGACAUCGACGGAGCCAUCGGUUUUUGCUAGCCACCCCAAAAACGUCUGCAUCUGAAUAGCAGGUAAAUAUUCGACAACCAUGUCGGACGCAGACAAGUUCCUGUAUGUGGACCGCAACAUAGUGAACAACCCGCUGGCGCAGGCCGACUGGGCCUCCAAGAAGCUGGUGUGGGUGCCGUCGGAGCGUUUGGGCUUCGAGGCGGGCUCGAUCAAGGAGGAGCAUGGCGACGAGGCGAUGGUGGAGCUGGCCGACUCCGGCAAGAAGGUGCGCGUCAACAAGGAUGACAUCCAGAAGAUGAACCCGCCCAAGUUCAGCAAGGUGGAGGACAUGGCCGAGCUCACCUGUCUCAACGAGGCCUCCGUGCUGCAUAACCUGAAGGAGCGGUACUACUCCGGCCUCAUCUACACAUACUCUGGGCUGUUCUGUGUGGUGAUCAACCCUUACAAGAACCUGCCCAUCUACUCUGAAGAGAUCAUUGAGAUGUACAAGGGCAAGAAGCGUCAUGAGAUGCCCCCACACAUCUACGCCAUCACUGACACAGCCUACAGGAGUAUGAUGCAGGACCGUGAAGACCAGUCUAUUCUGUGCACAGGCGAGUCUGGAGCCGGCAAGACUGAGAACACCAAGAAGGUCAUUCAGUAUCUGGCUCACGUGGCCUCCUCCCACAAAACCAAGAAAGAUCAGAACAGCUCGGUCCUGUCACAUGGGGAGCUGGAGAAACAGCUGUUGCAGGCCAAUCCCAUCCUGGAGGCCUUUGGUAAUGCCAAGACAGUCAAGAACGACAACUCCUCCCGAUUUGGUAAAUUCAUCAGAAUCAACUUUGACGUCAAUGGAUAUAUCGUGGGAGCCAACAUUGAGACCUAUUUGCUGGAGAAGUCCCGUGCCAUCAGGCAGGCCAAGGACGAGAGGACCUUCCACAUCUUCUACUACAUGCUCACAGGAUCUGGAGACAAGCUCCGCACUGAACUGUGCCUCGAGGGCUACAACAACUACCGCUUCCUGUCCAAUGGCAACGUGACCAUCCCCGGCCAGAAUGACAAGGACAUCUUCAACGAGACCAUGGAGGCCAUGAGGAUCAUGGGAAUCCCUGAGGAUGAGCAGAUCGGUUUGCUGCGGGUCAUCUCAUCCGUGCUGCAGCUGGGCAACAUGUCCUUCAAGAAGGAGCGCCACACAGACCAGGCCUCCAUGCCAGACAACACGGCUGCGCAGAAGGUCUGCCACCUCAUGGGCAUGAACGUGACUGACUUCACCCGUGCCAUCCUGUCGCCCCGCAUCAAGGUGGGCCGCGACUACGUCCAGAAGGCCCAGACUCAGGAGCAGGCCGAGUUCGCUGUGGAGGCCCUGGCCAAGGCCACCUAUGAGAGGAUGUUCCGCUGGCUGGUCAUGCGCAUCAACAAGGCCCUGGACAAAACCAAGCGCCAGGGGGCCUCUUUCAUCGGCAUUCUGGACAUCGCCGGCUUUGAGAUCUUUGAUCUGAAUUCCUUUGAGCAGCUGUGCAUCAACUACACCAACGAAAAGCUGCAGCAGCUCUUCAACCACACCAUGUUCAUCCUGGAGCAGGAAGAGUACCAGAGGGAGGGCAUCGAGUGGAGCUUCAUCGACUUUGGCCUGGACCUGCAGCCCUGCAUCGACCUCAUUGAGAAGCCGGCCAGUCCCCCUGGUAUUUUGGCCCUGCUGGACGAGGAGUGUUGGUUCCCCAAGGCCACGGAUAAGAGCUUCGUGGAGAAGGUGCUGCAGGAACAGGGCACGCACCCCAAGUUCUUCAAGCCCAAGAAACUCAAGGACGAGGCCGACUUCAGCAUCAUCCACUAUGCUGGAAAGGUCGAUUACAAAGCGGUCGAGUGGCUGAUGAAGAACAUGGACCCCCUGAAUGACAAUGUUGCCUCUCUGCUCAACCAGUCGACAGACAAGUUUGUGUCGGAGCUCUGGAAGGAUGUGGAUCACAUUGUGGGACUGGACAAGGUGGCGGGUAUGUCCGAGCUGCCAGGUGCCUUCAAGACACGCAAGGGCAUGUUCCGCACGGUGGGCCAGCUCUACAAGGAGCAGCUGUCCAAGCUCAUGGCCACGCUCCGAAACACCAACCCCAACUUUGUGCGAUGCAUCAUCCCCAACCACGAGAAGAAGGCGGGUAAGCUGGAACCCUACCUGGUUCUGGACCAGCUGAGGUGCAAUGGUGUGCUGGAGGGAAUCCGUAUCUGCAGACAGGGCUUCCCCAACCGCAUCGUCUUCCAGGAGUUCAGGCAGAGAUAUGAAAUCCUCACUCCCAACUCCAUCCCCAAGGGCUUCAUGGAUGGCAAGCAGGCCUGUCUGCUUAUGAUCAAAGCCCUGGAGCUGGACCCCAACCUGUACCGUAUCGGUCAGAGUAAAGUGUUCUUCCGUGCCGGAGUGUUGGCCCAUCUGGAGGAGGAGAGGGACAUGAAAAUCACCGACGUCAUAAUCAGCUUCCAGGCCUGGUGCCGUGGUUUUGUGGCCCGCAAGGCAUUUGCUAAGAGGCAGCAACAGCUCACUGCUAUGAGGGUGAUUCAGAGGAACUGUGCUGCUUACCUCAAGCUGAGAAACUGGCAGUGGUGGAGACUUUUCACCAAGGUGAAGCCCCUGCUGCAGGUGAGCAGGCAGGAGGAGGAGAUCCAGGCCAAGGACGAUGAGCUGAAGAAGGUCAAGGAGAAACAGCAGAUGGCUGAGGUGCAGCUCCAGGAAUUGGAGAGCAAGCAGCAGCAGCUCAGUGCCGAGAAGAUGGCCCUGCAGGAGCAGCUGCAGGCCGAGAUGGACCUGUGUGCCGAGGCCGACGAGAUGCGCAACCGGCUGGUGGCCAAGAAGCAGGAGCUGGAGGAGAUCCUGCACGACCUGGAGGCGCGGGUGGAGGAGGAGGAGGAGCGCGCCACUCAGCUGAUGACCGAGAAGAAGAAGAUGCAGCAGAACAUCUCGGACCUGGAGAACCAGCUGGAUGAGGAGGAGGCUGCCAGGCAGAAGCUGCAGCUGGAGAAGGUGACCUUUGAGGCCAAGGUGAAGAAGAUGGAGGAAGAAGUCAUGGUCCUCGACGACCAGAACAACAAACUGAUCAAGGAGAAGAAGCUUAUGGAAGAGAGGAUCUCUGAGUUCACCACCAACCUUGCUGAGGAGGAGGAGAAGUCCAAGAGUCUGCAGAAACUAAAGAACAAGCACGAGGCCAUGAUCACUGAUCUGGAGGACCGCCUGCGCCGGGAGGAGAAAGGCCGUCAGGAGCUGGAGAAGAACCGGCGCAAGCUGGAGGGCGACUCCACCGAGCUGACUGACCAGAUCGCAGAGCUGCAGGCCCAGAUCGCUGAGCUCCGUGCCCAGCUGGCCAAGAAGGAAGAGGAGCUGCAGCAGGCUCUUGCCAGGAUUGAGGAGGAGGCUGCUCAGAAGAACAUGGCCCAGAAGAAGAUCCGUGAGCUGGAGGCCCAGCUGUCUGAGCUGCAGGAGGACCUGGAGCUGGAGAGGGCUGCCCGCACCAAAGCAGAGAAGCAGCGCCGCGACCUGGGCGAGGAGCUGGAAGCCCUCAAGACCGAGCUAGAGGAUACACUGGACUCUACCGCAGCCCAGCAGGAGCUCAGGACUAAGCGUGAGGCAGAGGUGACCCACCUGAAGAAGACCCUGGAUGACGAGGCCAAGGUGCACGAGGUCCAGGUGGCAGAGAUGAGGCAGAAACACAGCCAGGCAUUCGACGAACUCAAUGAACAGCUGGAGCAGGCUAAGAGGAACAAGGUCUCUAUGGAAAAGGCCAAGCAGGCCCUGGAGAGUGAGCGCAACGAGCUGCAGAUCGAGCUGCAGACGCUGAUGCAGGGCAAGGGCGACUCGGAGCACCGACGCAAGAAGGCCGAGGCCCAGGUGCAGGAGCUGCAGGUCAAGCACACCGAGAGUGAGAAGCAAAGGAUCGAGCUGGCCGAGAGGGUGGCCAAAAUGCAGGCGGAGCUGGACAACGUGAACGGACUCCUUAGCGAGGUUGAGGGCAAAUCUAUCAAGGCAUCCAAGGAUUGCUCCGCUGUGGAGUCUCAACUGCAGGAUGUUCAGGAACUGCUCCAGGAGGAGACGCGGCAGAAGCUGUCCUUCACCAGCCGUUUGCGGCAGCUGGAGGAUGAGCAGAACAACCUGAAGGAGCAGCUGGAGGAAGAGGAGGAGGCCAAGAGGAACGUGGAGAAGCAGCUGCUCUCAGCACAGAGCCAGCUGACAGAACUGAAG
This is a messenger RNA of Alosa alosa (allis shad), 4349 nucleotides long. It is a transcript of the gene myh9b, whose product is annotated as myosin, heavy chain 9b, non-muscle. The transcript has 30 exons. The annotation marks the transcript as partial. Gene Ontology annotation, cellular component: myosin complex. The record is from RefSeq and is a predicted model, not a curated record. Gene Ontology annotation, molecular function: cytoskeletal motor activity; actin filament binding; ATP binding. NCBI's taxonomy places the organism in Eukaryota, Metazoa, Chordata, Actinopteri, Clupeiformes, Clupeidae.